Messenger RNA from Pararge aegeria (speckled wood butterfly), 773 nucleotides. RefSeq names its product leukocyte surface antigen CD53-like. The transcript is spliced from 5 exons. Gene Ontology annotation, cellular component: membrane. The coding region runs from base 69 to 773 and encodes 234 amino acids. Lineage: Eukaryota; Metazoa; Arthropoda; Insecta; Lepidoptera; Nymphalidae. The record is from RefSeq and is a predicted model, not a curated record.
CGAGAUUCUUAACACUUUUAAACCGCACACUGUUUGAUUUGGAUUUCACGAAUUCUAUAAGAAGAAAAAUGAAAGUGCCCAAAGUUUUAAAAUCACUUCGAUAUUCUUUAGUAGCGGUGAAUAGUUUGUUUUUGGUAACGGGAUUUAUCCUUCUCACAGUGGGCUUGAUAGCCCUGAAUACUUAUAACCUAUACGGUAUUCUGGUGACCAGCAAAUUUUUCACAGUUCCCAACUUCGCAAUAGCGACCGCCGCCAUUAUAUUUUUUACCGCAGUACUCGGAUAUUAUGGAGCGAUCUCUGAACAAUUUUACUUUAUAGCUGGAUAUGUCGCACUACUUGUAGUGAUAUUAAUAUUUGAAAUAACGAUUACCGUUUUGGGAUUCGAGCUGCAAAACAAAGCCGUCAGUGAAAUAAGAAGGCCUAUGAUUGAGAGCAUGCAGCAAUAUGGUAAAAUGGAUGUCAGUAUUGCAUGGGAUAAUCUGCAAAUGGGGUUCGAAUGCUGCGGGAUCUCAGGAGAACAAGACUGGACUUUCAACAGGCUGCCCGUGAGCUGUUGCCACAUUAACCCCGGGACUAUAUCGCCUUUCGAAUGUACGUCCGGUCUAGCAUACGAAAGGGGUUGUCAGUCGGUAUUAGGCGAAUGGCUCGGAUACAACGCGUAUGCAAUCGGAGUAACGGCUGCUUUUGUCACUUGUUUGCAGGUCCUUAUAACAGCCGCAGCUGCUUGGUUAGCGUAUAGAUCCAAAUUUGAAGAAGUAGAACUUGAAAGAUAA